Molecule: messenger RNA, 535 nt
Organism: Clupea harengus (Atlantic herring)
Lineage: Eukaryota; Metazoa; Chordata; Actinopteri; Clupeiformes; Clupeidae
Gene: rpl29
Product: ribosomal protein L29
Biological process (GO): cytoplasmic translation
Cellular component (GO): cytosolic large ribosomal subunit; ribosome
Molecular function (GO): structural constituent of ribosome
Source: RefSeq, a predicted model, not a curated record
CUCUUCCGGUAUAGAAUCCAUACGUGUGGCAGGUAUUAGAUUUUUCUCACUGCCAGUAUUCUAAAUCUAAAGCAAUCCUACAUAAUCAGCUACCGAAAUGGCAAAGUCAAAGAAUCACACCACCCACAACCAGUCUCGCAAAUGGCACAGAAAUGGAAUCAAGAAGCCAAAGUCUGACCGUUACGAGUCGUUGAAGGGGGUCUGCCCUAAGUUCCUGAGGAACAUGCGUUUUGCCAAGAAACACAACAAGAAGGGGGCACCCAAGGCUGUCAAACAAUGAACAGCAGACAUGUUCCAGAGACACCACACAUACCAUCUUUCCCAAAGGACUCUGUACUACCACCACAAUAAAGCCAUGGUUUGUUAAGGACACUGUCAACAACUCUCUUUUUUUUUUUUUUAAGAAGUUAAGGUAUUUUUCAUGCUCAUACUGUAGUUGACAUGACGUAUUGUGACCAGAUGAGCUGCCUAUUGGACAGAUUCAUUUGACGUCGAAACAUUCCUUGGGUGUGUCCAUAAAACGUUUGAGAAUCGG